This is a messenger RNA of Entelurus aequoreus (snake pipefish), 11854 nucleotides long. RefSeq lists its product as uncharacterized. Gene Ontology annotation, biological process: positive regulation of T cell proliferation; T cell costimulation; cellular response to lipopolysaccharide. Gene Ontology annotation, cellular component: external side of plasma membrane. Bases 573 to 1496 code for a protein of 307 amino acids. Lineage: Eukaryota; Metazoa; Chordata; Actinopteri; Syngnathiformes; Syngnathidae. The transcript is spliced from 8 exons. The record is from RefSeq and is a predicted model, not a curated record.
GUACUUAUUACGACAAAUUUCUUUUCGGAAAUAACUUCACUUUCUUGUAUUUUCUGACAUAUUUUUGCAACAUAAUUUUACUAAAGUUUUUUUUUUUUGUCAGCUGUAUCUUUUCCUUUUGUAACAUUACUCCACAUUAUUUGUUCCGAUUUUUUUCAUUGCAUUGCAGCUUUACUAAAAAUAAGUUUAUAGUACUUUUCGAACAAUCGUGUAGUAUUUUAUUCUCUUAACGGUACUUGCUUAUUCAGCCCGGGAACAACGGCAACGUUCUCAUUGUUUUUAUUUAACCCAUAUUUUGUCACGUAUAUAUAUUUUUUAACUUAAUUUUUAAACAUGUUUUGGCAGACUCCACACACCCACCUGGCAACUUAACAGCUGCUGUCCUGUGCAGUUUUUAGUCAUACGCCGACUCAUACUGAAAGCGAAAGUAAGAAUGAAGACGCUUGGUUCCACAGUCUUCAGCCAAAUCCAAUGUCUGCUGCUGGAGUGCGGGCUUGCUGCCACGAAAAGGGUUCCAUCGCUGAAAGGAAAAGUGCAAGGACGAUCAAACGACAUGUUUUAGGUAAACAACAAUGGCCUCUGCUAGUAUCCUGUUGUGGUUGCUGAUAGCGAUCUGUGUCAGUGGACAAACUACGACGAUCAACGCUUUCGUGAAGUUGGAAUGCAAGACGGACAACGUGGGGAAAUAUGGUCAUCAGUCAAUGUUGAAUUGUGGCAUCAUAACCUCAAAAGAGGCCAAAGAUGCAACUGUCAAGAUGGUUAUUUGGAAGAAGGACGGCGUUCUCCUGCUGGGAUUUACAGAACCUUCAUAUAAUAAGACGCCAAGAUUUUCCUUCACUGAGUCGUGGAAGAAGAACAUGAACGUGUCCCUGCUUAUUGCUAACACGUCAGUGGCUGACAAGGGAGUGUACACAUGUGAGGUGCUUACUGACCGCAGUGGGGGAAGUACCUCAACCAACCUCUAUGUCGCAGCCAGAUACAGCCAACCAACCAUCCUCUCCACCCCCGUGGAUGUCUCGCCAAAGUCACAAGUCACCUUGACCUGCAGCUCAGAAGGCGGCUACCCAAUGGGCAGACUGGGUUGGCUUUUCGGACCCACGAGGAAGGAAAUCAGAUCCAAUGAAACCGAGGCGAAUGUGACACAAAACGGACUGUUCCACCUCUCCAGCAAGCUCAAUGUGCCGCCAGAGGAGAACGCCUCUGACUACACCUGCGUGGUGUUCAACGCCACUGGCGGAGAGGACGGCAAUGCCACACUGUUAUCCCCCAAGAAGAGUCCAAGUCUGGGAAAACCUAAACAAAGCACUGAUCUGGUUACUAAAAUAAUGGCGCCAUUGGUGGUUUUGGGCGCUCUCAUCGUUGGACUGCUGCUGUGGAAGCGGAUCAGCAAGGGGUGUUUUCAAGGGUUCCGCAGAUAUCGAAAGACAGAAGAUGCUGAGCCAGGUAAUCCAGAAGAGCAAGUUACCUUUGGCUCACAAUGCGAAGAGAACUCUUGAGAAAUGUUGUGUACCACAUGACUUACCCCAACCUAACACCAGGAAUGAGCAGAAAUGAUUCGUAAUAAUGUGAUUGAUUAACUGAGCCGUGAGAAACACUAACAGAGGACUAAUCAGAACUAUUGAAGUAUUAAGAAAAGACACUGAUGGUGCUAUAUAAGCUUUCUAUUGGACGAGGUAGUAUGAUUAUAUUAUAGAACUUUGACCUAAAUAGGUCCUGCAUAAAUUCACUAAUGGCCCUUUUCUCCCAUGUGCUUAAGUGAAAAAAAGGUGCGCAACCGCAUGUAUUCUACCCUUUUGAUUCGCGCCUUCAUCCAAAAUGCGUGCUUUGGGUGGAGCAAGCCUUAAAGUACCAUUAGAGUUUAAAAACAAGUUCACUUUAUUUGCUUAUUUUUGUUUUAUUGUAUCCAUUAAACCAUAUCCAAUUGUAUUUGCAAUCCGCAAAGAAUGUGAAGACUCCGUUUAAACAUCACAAAAUGCCACACAUUCAGUCAGCCAUUUUGAAUAUUCCGCUACGAACACCUAAUUUCCAUAGUUUCUACGGCAUUAGAGUAACAUUUCUGCACAGUCAGCUUUCUAAAACUUACUGUUCAUCCUCUUUGUAUGUAUAUAUAUAUAUAUAUAUAUAUAUAUAUAUAUAUAUAUAUAUAUAUAUAUAUAUAUAUAUAUAUAUAUAUAUAUAUAUAUAUAUAUAUAUAUAUAUAUACAGUACAAUAAAAGGUCCUGGAUCAUAAUUUUCCCAAAAUAAUCGUUGUUAGUUUUCACAAAGUCUGCUUGAUUAUCAUUGUUGUUGAUGAGGAAGGGAUCUUUGGUUCCUAGCCCGACGUCACAAGAUCACCUAACUGGCUUCCUCAUUGUCUCCCAAAAUGGCUUGGAAAUCUUUGUGAGUUUGAUACCAUUUUGAUCAUAUCUAUUUUUUUUGUAAGCUUUGGAUAUCUUUUUGUGUCAUAAUUCAGAUACAUAUGACAAUAGCUUCAAAAUAGAGGCAACUUGUUUUUCCACUCCACUGGUACUUUAAAUGUGGGCGUUCCCUAUCAAAACUUGCCUUGCAUGUAGUCUCUAAUCGACUUGAUACUUUUGUUUUUACACACCUCUGAAGCUGCAACAAGUCCAGUGUCCCUGCAAGGUGAAACAUUAUAUUGCACUUGACGUUUGGAUGCAGAAACUUCCAUAAAACUAUCAAAUAUAUUCUUACAGCUUCAAUUGAGACACCUGGAAACAUCCAUUGGAUCAAAGGACCGUAAUGCCAUUAUUCUGAAUUACCUAUAAAAAAUCAAAAUGCCCAUCUUUGUUUUCGGAGUGCGACCAUAGCCUAUAUAUUGGCCGUGUUUGAACAUCCUGGUACUAAUAGACGCUUCAUGCAUCUGGACCGUGAUCAAUGAACUAUGUGACUACUUAAUAGAAAAUAAAUAUAAAAUAUAUUGAUUUUUUGACAGUUAAUAUGAAACACCCACGCUCCCCUCCGCAAGCAUACACACACACACACACACACACACACACACACACACACACACACACACACACACACACACACACACACACACACACACACACACACACACACACACACACACACACACACACACACACACACACACACACACACACACACACACACACACACAAACAGCUUCACAAAUAUUUCUAUGAAACAGAACUCUUAACAUCACAAUUAAUAUCAGGACGAUUACAAUAAUAAGUGAAACAAAGUUUGAUCUACAGAUUAAUAUUCCCAUCCAGCCAGGAAGAAGAAGCUAUUGUAGCUUGCAUACACACACUACAUCACCAUGGCGUAACAGGUACAUGUGACAAGCACUGCCUGGAUUGAUACGGCCUUUUUAAAUGUAUGAAAGUUAUAUUUUUUUAUUGAUUUUAAUGACAUUCACGAGUGUUAAAACAUUUUCCAACGACCCAAAAAAGGCAUCAUGGAAAAGUCCGCCUCUUAUGUAAUGAGCUCACCUUCAUUCCAGACUUACGCACUUUUGCCUCACUUACAGUCCCUGUCGGCGUGUCCCUGGGCUGGAUGUGAGAAUUUGAAUAAAAGGAACAUGCAUAACUUUAAGCGCGGAAAAAAUACCUUAAGCGCGGAUGGGAAAAUAGGGCCAUAAUUAUGCAUCAUAUCCCGCUGGGACCCAGAAAAACAAAAGUUUUGAGUGCCAACUGAAUAAGUUUUAGUCCCAUCAUUGUGUACAUUUUUGAUGAGAGGAACAAUACAUUUAUAGAUCAAACAAACAGAAUGCAAUUUGUAGCUCUAUACGCCUAUAUUUUUCUAUUCCAUCCUUGUCGUAAAAUUGGACAUGGAAAAAAAUCAUUGCACGAAUGUGAAUUUUUUUGAUUUUGGCAAUAUGUAAAUGUAGUGCCACUUUUUGUAUUAAUUGAAAUAUGAAUAACACCUGCAUGAAGCAUUUUUUCCACACAUGCCAACUUCAUGCAUUCUGCGUUUUCACUACAGAGGGGCCCGAGGCCCACUUAAAUAUUAACACAAAAUGUACAAUAUUACUCUUGUAUUUAAUCAUAUUCAAUAAACUUUAAGCUAGGUCAGGCUGAUAAAAAAAUUAAAAGUACUAACCAAAUAUACUGCAUAAGAAGGGAGGCAUAAAUAACGAAGGAAAAGUCAAUUAGCAUACUAUUAUGUUGUGCUAAAAUAAAAUAACUAAAUUAUGUUUCUUAAAUAAACUGCCAAUAAAUUAAAGUGCAAAUGAAAAUACAGCUUCACCUCUUUAGUCAUAGUUUUUGCGCUUAAGAAUCUUCUCUAUGACUUAAGCGCCAGACUUCUUCUCUUUGUUUGAUAUUGUCAUUACUGCCACAAGUAGUAGAAAAGUGUAUUUCAACUGAUUACCACUGCGGCCCAUACGUCCCACAGCUGAAAAACUGAUAUUUUAUGGCGGCCCUCUCAUACAAUGGCAGAGCCGAGUAUAGAGAGAGUUUGGCCAACUCGGUUUCAAAGUUGGCAGCAGCAAAAUGGCGCCCUGGAGUCACGUGAGCGGCUUUUGACCUAUCAUUUAUCAAUCAAUCAAUCAAUCAAUGUUUAUUUAUAUAGCCCUAAAUCACAAGUGUCUCAAAGGGCUGUACAAGCCACAACGACAUCCUCGGUACAGAGCCCACAUACGGGCAAGGAAAACUCACCCCAGUGGGACGUCAAUGUGAAUGACUAUGAGAAACCUUGGAGAGGACCGCAUAUGUGGGUAACCCCCCCCCCCCCCCCCCCUCUAGGGGAGACCGAAAGCAAUGGAUGUCGAGUGGGUCUGACAUAAUAUUGUGAAAGUCCAACACAUCAGCGAAAGUCCAGUCCAUGGUGGGGCCAGCAGGAACCAUCCCGAGCGGAGACGGGUCAGCAGCGUAGAGAUGUCCCCAUCCGAUGAACAGGCUAGCGGUCCACCCCGGAGCAGAGUAGAAAAGAAAAGAAAAGAAACGGCAGAUCAACUGGUCUAAAAAGGGAGUCUAUUUAAAGGCUAGAGUAUACAAAUGAGUUUUAAGAUGAGACUUAAAUGCUUCUACUGAGGUAGCAUCUCUAACUUUUACCGGGAGGGCAUUCCAUAAUAUUGGAGCCCGAAUAGAAAACGCUCUAUAGCCCGCAGACUUUUUUUGGGCUCUGGGAAUCACUAAUAAGCCGGAGUUCUUUGAACGCAGAUUUCUUGCCGGGACAUAUGGUACAAUACAAUCGGCAAGAUAGGCAGGAGCUUGACCGUGUAGUAUUUUAUACGUAAGUAGUAAAACCUUAAAGUCGCAUCUUAGGUGCACACGAAGCCAGUGCAAGUGAGCCAGUAUAGGCGUAAUAUGAUCAAACUUUCUUGUUUUUGUCAAAAGUCUAGCAGCCGCAUUUUGUACCAUCUGUAAUCUUUUAAUGCUAGACAUUGGGAGGCCCGAAAAUAAAACGUUACAGUAAUCAAGACGAGAUGUAACGAACGCAUGGAUAAUGAUCUCAGCAUCGCUUGUGGACAAAAUGGAACGAAUUUUAGCGAUAUUACGGAGAUGAAAGAAGGCCGUUUUAGUAACACUCUUAAUGUGCGACUCAAAGGAGAGAGUUGGUUCGAAGAUAAUACCAAGAUUCUUUACCAAGUCGCCUUGUUUAAUUGUUUGGUUGUCAAAUGUUAAGGUGGUAUUAUUAAAUAGAUGUCGGUGUUGAGCAGGACCGAUAAUCAGCAUUUCCGUUUUCUUAGCGUUGAGUUGCAAAAAGUUAGUGGACAUCCAUUGUUUAAUUUCAUUAAGACACGCCUCCAGCUGACUACAAUCCGGCGUGUUGGUCAACUUUAGGGGCAUGUAGAGUUGGGUGUCAUCCGCAUAACAGUGAACGCUAACACCGUAUUUGCGUAUGAUGUCACCUAGCGGCAGCAUGUAAAUACUAAAGAGUGCAGGGCCAAGAACCGAACCCUGGGGAACUCCGCAUGUUACCUUUACAUAGUCCAAGGUCACAUUGUUAUGGGAGACACACUGCAUCCUGUCAGUAAGAUAAGAGUUAAACCAAGACAAGGCUAAGUCUGACAUCCCAAUACGCGUUUUGAUACGCUCUAAUAAAACAUUAUGAUCAACAGUAUCGAAAGCGGCGCUAAGAUCAAGAAGCAGCAACAUAGAUGACGCAUCAGAAUCCAUCGUUAGCAAUAGAUCAUUAGUCAUUUUUGCGAGGGCUGUCUCCGUAGAGUGAUUUGCCCUGAAACCGGAUUGAAAAGGUUCACAGAGAUUGUUAGACGCUAAGUGUUCAUUUAGCUGCUGUGCGACAAUUUUUUCGAGAAUUUUCGAGAUAAACGGUAGUUCACCAUGAGGUCAGGAUCGAGGUUAGGUCUUUUGAGUAGAGGAUGAAUAACCGCUUUUUUGAAUGCUAGGGGAACAGUACCAGAGGAAAGUGAUAAGUUUAUAAUAUUUAACACUGAUGGACCUAAUAAAACAAAAAGCUCCUUGAUAAGUUUCCCAGGAAUUGGGUCAAGUAAACAUGUUGUUUGUUUUGUCCCAUUUACACAUUUUAGCAAUUCCUCCAAUGUUAUUUCAUCAAAGAGAGAGAAACUAUUUUGGAGGGCAGUGUCCGUCGUAUAUACAGUCGUAUCUGUGUUAAUAGAACCCAGUUGUAGCUGAGAUGCAUUGUCUUUAAUCUCUUUUCUAAUGACUUCAAUUUUCUUAUUAAAGAAAUUCAUAAAGUCAUCUGCUGAGUGGGUGGAGCUACUGGGAGGAGUCCCUUGUUGGGUUAGCGAUGCUACUGUACUAAACAAAAAUUUAGGAUCAUUUUUGUUGAGGUGGAUGAGAUUUGAGUAAUAUUUAGCUUUAGUUGAGGUAAGCAUGCGUUUAUAAGUUAUUAAACUAUCACUCCAUGCUUGAUGGAAAACCUCAAGUUUAGUCGCACGCCAUUUGCGUUCCAGCUUUCUACAUGAUAAUUUCUGGGCUUUAGUUUCUUCUGUAAACCAUGGGGUACGCCUUUUAUGGGCCCUUUUUAGCUUUAGCGGUGCUACACUAUGAAUGGUGUCGCGCAGGGCGUCGUUAAAGCUGUUAGUGAGGUUAUCAAUAGAGCCCACAUAAUUUGGGAAUGGUGCCAUUACCGAAGGCAGUAGGUCAGUGAGAGUCGUCGUUGUGGCAGCAUUAAUGUUGCGGCUGCUAUAGUAGUUAUUAUUAUUAUUGUUAGUUUGUUGACAAUGAGUCAGAACUUCGAAUUUUAUAAGGUAAUGAUCGGACAUUACUUUAGUGUACGGGAGUAUCGUAACUUUAGAGGUGGUGACACCCCUGACAAGCACUAGAUCUAUCGUAUUACCGUUGCGAUGCGUGGGUUCAUUUAUUAUUUGUGUAAGACCACAGCUAUCAAUUAUAGUCUGGAGCGCCACGCAUGGAGGGUCCGAUGGGGUAUUCAUAUGGAUGUUAAAGUCUCCCAUUAUGAUUAUAUUGUCGGCGUGCGUCACUAGAUCAGCAACGAACUCUGAAAAUUCAUUGAUAAAGUCCGAAUAGGGCCCUGGGGGGCGGUAGAUGACAGCCAGGUGCAGAGGCAGCGGUGUGACAAACCUCACAGUAAGCACCUCAAACGAGUUAUAUUUAUUAUUUAGGUCCGAGGUAAGGCUAAAGUUUUUGUUGUAUAUUAGUGCAACACCCCCACCCCUUUUAAUGGGACGGGCAAUAUGCGUUCCCGUAUAGCCAGGAGGAGACGCCUCACCCAGCGCAAAAAAUUCGUCUGGUUUGAGCCAGGUCUCGGCUAGACCAACGACAUCAAGAUUGUUGUCUCUGAUGACUUCAUUAACUAAUAACGUUUUGGAAGACAAUGACCUUAUGUUUAAAAAGCCCAUAUUAUAGGUAGUGGGCUGUUUUGAGGAGUUUUUGUUGAAAGUAUCCGUAGUAGCAAUAUUAAUAAUGUUACGUUUAUUAUGCGUAGUGCACUUUAAAUAAUUUCGACCAUAUCUAGGAAUUGAUAUGACAGGAAUUUUUAGAUUGUUUGCCACCUCAGUAAAAUGCAUGUCCACCUCUGACGCAGAAAAAACAUUAUGUGAGUUGUAUAUUAUUCUAAGAGAACUGCUAUGUGUGCAGGGAUUAUCCAGCCUGGCGCUGGCUAGUUCUAGUUUAACAGACUCCUUAUUAGCGCUUCUUUGUGGAUUAGCAUUUAGCUUUUUCGUUAGCCCAGCUAACAACAAUGCAUUUAGCUUUGUUGUUAGCCCCGCCCGACACCCCCGCUUCUGCUUCCGAGCGCAUCGCUUACGUCUCUUUCGUUGACGGUCUCCGCUGGUAGUGGACGCCGCUGCUUCAAAGGCCACUGCUGGAUGUAGCUCGCGAAGAAUUCCCAAGCUAGCGAGUAGGUCCACCGUACACGCAUCUUUCAGCCCAAAAUGGCCCGAUCUCUCCACAUCCAGAAUCGUAAGUCGGUCGUAAGUGAUCACGGAGUGAACACGCUGUGAGCCAGCCAUGAAAUUGACUGAAUUGAGGGGUAUUUUUGCCAAAUCGGUCUAAUCUCUCUGAUUGGUCAAAAGCACCCCAUGUGACUACAGGGUGCCAUUUUACUGCCAAUUUUUUAAACCAAGUUUGCUAUGCUCUCUCCAUACAUGACUCUGAACAAUGGGCCCUAUGUUUAAGAAACGCUGCUGUAGGGCAUUACGACAAAGACAAUCCUUGGUUUCAGAAGGUUAGAGUAGUUCCUUAAGUUAAAAGGCACCUUUGGUGAUUUUAAUAUACAUUUACAACACUUCCUUGUGGUCUAGGUCAGUGGUUCUCAAACUUUAAUUUUUUUUUUUUUUUUUUUACCAAGUGUCACCUCAGAAAAUACUUGGCUCUCCAAGUACCUCCAUAAUGACCAACAAUAAAAUACAGUAGCAUAACAGGCCUAAGUAUUGAUUAACUAGGUUUUAUUUAACAAGUAUAUUUAAUAUUUGGCCACUGUGACAUUGCACACCAUUUGAACAGUCACACUGUGUUUGAAUAAAGGAAAACAAAACACUGUACUUUAAUUAAGUGAUUCUUUGGCGUACCACUAGAUGGCGCCCGCGUGCAACGAGUUUACGAAUCACUGGUCUCCAUCCAUCCAUUUUCUACCGCUUUUCCCGUUCGGGGUCGCGGGGGGUGCUGGAGCCUAUCUCAGCUGCUUGGUCUCGAUAAUAUGUAUUGGAUUUGCUUUGGUGUAAAUGUUGCUCCACUGUCACUUUUACAAACCACAUUUUGAGUGGUUUAUAUCGCAAAUGAAACCACGCCCGACCUUCUCCAAAAGUGUCAAUUUUUUGAAAAUGUACACUGUUUGUGUACAUUUGGAAGAUGAUUGUCACUAGAGAUGUCCGAUAAUGGCUUUUUUGCCAAUAUUCCGAUAUUGUCCAACUCUUAAUUACCGAUACCGAUAUCAACAGAUACCGAUAUAUACAGUCGUGGAAUUAACACAUUAUUAUACCUAAUUUUGUUGCGAUGCCCCACUGGAUGCAUUAAACAAUGUAACAAGGUUUUCCAAAAUAAAUCAACUCAAGUUAUGUAAAAAAAAUGCCAACAUGGCACUGCCAUAUUUAUUAUUGAAGUCACAAAGUGCAUUAUAUUUUAACAUGCCUCAAAACAGCAGCUUGGAAUUUGGGACAUGCUCUCCCUGAGAGAGCAUGAGGAGGUUGUGGGGGGGGUAUAUUGUAGCGUCCCGGAAGAGUUAGUGCUGCAAAGUGUUCUGGGUAUUUGUUCUGUUGUGUUUAUGUUGUGUUACGGUGCGGAUGUUCUCCCGAAAUGUGUUUGCCUUUCUUGUUUGGUGUGGGUUCACAGUGCGGCGCAUAUUUGUAACAGUGUUAAAGUUGUUUAUACGGUCCCCCUCAGUGCCUUUAAGGUUUAUUGGCGCUCUGUACUUCUCCCUACGUCCGUGUACACAGCGGCGCUUUAAAAAGUCAUAACUUUACAUUUUUGAAACCGAUACCGAUAACUUUGAAACCGAUACCGAUAAUUUACGAUAUUACAUUUGAAAGCAUUUAUCAUCUCUAAUUGUCACCGCUACUUUGUUCCAGACAGGCUCCAAAAAAACCCUCCACGAACAUUAUGUAGACUCACUCGGUCCCGACAUUAGGUACGCCGGCACACUGGCUUUGAGCAGCAUUGAAAAUGGUUUGUACAAUUUGGACCAAAGAACCACCGAUGACACGUUAUGUAAACCCCAAGGAAGUGUUUUAAAUGUAGAGCAACAAUCAUCUCAUGACACCUUUAACGGCAAAUAAGUGCGUCACACCGUAGCCACACUCCAGAACCCCGCCAACAGAGGCAUCCAAAGCUCACGUCCAAAUGCAUGAACCUUAGGAUUUGAUACUUAGCCAUUGUUCAACACGAGUAUCUAACAUUUAUAAGUGGGGAAAAAGCCGGGAAUUCAUCAUAGAUCCCCUUUGACAAAGCUUUGAGGUCUUUUGCUGUGAGUGUGUGCACUACUGUGGACCAAGCAGAGGAAAAGAUACUGGAGUUAGGCAGCCACACGUCUGCAUCCUGACUUUUUAAAAGGCAAAAACACUGCACCUGCCUGCCUGUUUAAAGUCCAUUGCACCUGGUUUUCUUCAUAAAAUGAUAAGUACUGAACACGCAAUGCGGUAAAAGCACAUGUUAACAGUUUCAGACCCUGACCUUUGUGCCAAAACAAGGAUAUGAACACCUCAUACACGGCUGGAUGACUACUUUGCAACAUUGUAAAAUAUUCAUGCAGCUACUUUAGUCUCCGACUUGCUUGUGUAACUAUGUUAUUGUUGUUGCCGUGCAGCAGGGACUGUUCGUGCGUGUGUGUGUGUGUGUGUGUGUGUGUGUGUGUGUGUGUGUGUGUGUUCUUGUAUUAACCUUCUUGGGACAUCAACAAGGAAAAGUACCUUCCAUAUGAGGAUUGGUGAACAAGUUCGGGCCCAAAUCAUGGUCCCAAUAUGGAAAACCAUUGCAUCUAAUAGAGAGCCAAAUACUACAGUCUGUGAACAUUGCUCCAAAGUCAGGAUUUUUGGUUGAUUUAACGUGCAUACAAAAGUAAACAUUGACAGGUGCAAAGGCAGCAAUAUAUGAUAAAACAAGACGGCAGUUACAGUAAAGAAGGACUUCCCUAUUCAUCCCCGGAAAAAACUGAUUUUACGACUUCCGGUGCUAACGUAAGACAAACCGCGUCCCAUAUGUGACCAUAGGAUGAACAAAUACACUACUGUACUAAGACUAUAGUGGCCAUUAACAGUUAGCUUCUACAGCUGGGUUGCGGCACAGAGGCCGUCUGUGGUCCGUGACUCGUUUGUCAUCGGCCUUAAGCACAUUGCAAAAAACAAAAAAUAGAGAUCUCAUUUGCACCCCUGGUGGAGAAAUCUUUUAUCACAAUAUUGCCAAUUGCCAGUGACAUUUUUAAAAAUAAAAUGAUGACUUUUGUCAUAAUUUUGCCAAUUGAAGUUCCCAUUAUUAUUAUAAUAUUGCCAACAUUUGACAGUUUUCCUACAAAAUUGGGACUCUUGUCGAGUAAAAUUACGACUCUUUUCAUAAAGUUGCCAAAAUGUUAAGCUUUUCUUGUAAAAUUGCAACUGUUAUUGAGUAAAAUUCCAACUUUUAUCAUAACAUUGCACAAAUGUUCACUUUUCCUUGUAACACUUUGACUUGCGUUGAGUAACAUGACUUUUAUUAUAAUACUGCCAAACUUUUUUUGUGUGAAAUUGUGACCUUUUUCUUGUGAAAUUCCAACUCAUUUUUCACAACAAGCUUUUUUAUAUUUGCAUAGUAUGUAUAUAUUAUGAAUGUUGUAAAUAGAAAUCUUUUAUAUAUCUAGAAAGGGUGGUUCUAAAGAGGUUUCAAGAAGGUAAAGAAAUACAAAAUGUGUGUGUGUGUGUGUGUGUGUGUGUGUGUGUGUGUGUGUGUGUGUUUCCACAUAACUCAAACAUCCCUCUCGUGAACAAUCAGGAUAAAAACCAGACCAGCAGAAAUAUACCUCUCAGUGUUUCUCA